AUAAAUCACCGGGCAGUGGUCUUAUACGCAUGUCUGACUUAAAAAUAAUUGUUGACAAGAUUAGCCCUGUAUUAUCUAAUCUGAUAAAUCUAUCUGUAAAAUAUCACAAAUUUCCACAAAAAUUAAAGGAAGCAAUCGUUCGUCCGGUCUAUAAGAGAAGCGAUCGUAAAGUUUUUUCGAAUUAUAGACCAAUAGCUAUACUAUCAAGUAUUGACAAAAUUAUGGAAAAAUUGGAACUUUUUUACAAAAAAAUAAUAUCUUAACGGAAUGUCAACAUGGCUUCCAGAAAAAUAAAAGCACCAACACCUUGUUAUCAAAUUUUACAGACGAAAUUAAUGCACAUUUGGAAAAUAAAAAAAUUAUUGUAGCUAUUUUUUAUGAUUUUAAGAAGGCUUUUGAUACCUUAAAUACUGAGACCCUCUUAAAUGGAAUGGAGGAGUGCGGACUGGGGCAGCCGUUGAACCCUUGGUUCAGCGACUGUCUCACGGCGCGCUCUUACCGUGUGAAAGUCGGCGACGCAUUCAGUGAGGAGAAACAAGUAAACUGCGGCGUCCCCCAGGGUUCUGGGUGUGGGCCAGUGUGCUACCUGAUGUAUGUAAAUAGCCUCUGUGAAGUAUUACGUCACUGCUCGGCCCACAUGUUUGCUGAUGACCUUUGUACUCUCAGCGCUAGUACCGACCUCUCGGAGAUGUGUCGCCGGGUUCAAGAGGAUGUGGAUGCGGUAGUUAAAUGGUCACAUGAUAACGGCAUCAUAUUAAACGCUGACAAAACAAAGAUGAUAAUUAUUCACUCCCCGUAUUUAAGUUCUAUUGAUAAUCCACCUCCUCUUUUUGCGCACGGCUUUGAUUGCUUUCAUAACAACAAAAUUAACUGUACGUGUAAACCUAUCGAAAAAGUUAAUUGUGUAAAUUAUCUAGGAGUAAAAAUAGAUAUGUCUUUUUCUUGGGAUUCCCAUAUAGAAUUUUUGUGUAGAAAACUAAGAAUUUUAUUAGAAAAGUUUUACCAUUUACGUACUAAAGUCUCAUUGCCCAUACUAAAAUGUUUAUAUUUUGCACUUGUGGAUUCCAUAAUAGGUUACGCUCUUGACUGCUAUGGGUUAACAUUUAACAUAGAUUCCUUGUACUUGUAAAUAACCAUGGUAAGCAGGAUCGUUUUACUAGUUUGGUGCAUCAUAUAACUGACACAAGGUCAAUGUCCAAAGGUAAAUUUGAAAUACCCAUGGUGCAAAAUUAUUAUGGAGAUAGAACGUUGAAGAAGCGGAUUCCAUACUUGCUCAAUAGUUUACCCGAGGACAUAAGACGUGAGACUUCAUUGGAUAAAUUUAGAGGUUUAUUAAAAACCAUUUGUUAAAUAUGCUGUAACCUAUAAGUAAAUUAAGUGUAUUAGUAUUAGUUGUAGUAGCAGUGUUAGUAAUUUAGUGAUUUAGAAGUUAUAUUUAUUUAAGGCGAGUCACCUGCAGUCAAACUGCGUAAGCAGUUUUGCGGGGCAUGGUUUGAUUUAAGGUGUAACUUUUUUGUGAAUAAAUAUAUUUAAAAUAA
Messenger RNA from Pieris napi, 1538 nucleotides. RefSeq lists its product as uncharacterized. The record is from RefSeq and is a predicted model, not a curated record. The coding region runs from base 431 to 1129 and encodes 232 amino acids. NCBI's taxonomy places the organism in Eukaryota, Metazoa, Arthropoda, Insecta, Lepidoptera, Pieridae. The transcript has a single exon.